This is a messenger RNA of Prorocentrum cordatum, 993 nucleotides long. The record is from the annotation of a GenBank genome assembly. NCBI's taxonomy places the organism in Eukaryota, Dinophyceae, Prorocentrales, Prorocentraceae.
AUGCUGCUGAUUUUCGUGGCCUUGUCGCGGUUUGCGCCCUUCCUGUUGCUGACGGUUCUCCAGGUGACCGCGCUGCUCUCCGAGAUAGCGAUGGUCUUCUCGAUGAGGCUGCUCGUCUUCAUGAAGGUGCUGAGGCUGCUCUCCUUCCCCGCGGUGCUGAUGACGAUCGUGGAGCCUUUGGCGUUCGUGGAGCCGUGGAGGCUCGUAGUGCCGUCGACGCUCGGGGGGCUGCUGACGCUCGCAUUCUUCGUGAAGGCGUCCGAGGUGCCGCUGGCCUUCCUGGCCCUGCGGAGUUGGGUGGCUUCACUGUUGCUUGCAGUGCUCAAGAUGGCCGCGCUGCUCUCCGUGAUCCUGCUGGUCUUCUUGAUGUUACCGCUUGUAUUCGUGAGUUUGCUGGGGCUGCUCUCCAUCCCCGCGGUGUUGCUGAGGAUCGUGGAGCUACUGGCGCUCGUGAGGCCGAUGCAGCUCGCGGUGCUGCCGAGUUUCGUGGAGCUGCUGGCGUUCGUGGGGUCGCGGGCGUACGUGAUGCAGGUGUUGAGGUCCGUACUCGCCCUCGUGAGGAUGGAGUCCUCCGUGCCUGCCCCUUCGGAAAGUGUUGAUCACCGACUUGUCGCUUUUCCAGGUGGUGGUGUUGUUACGGCUUGUCAGGGCGUUGGAGUUUCUGAUGUUCUGACGGCGCCUCCGCUGCGCAAGAUGGCGCGUGGCGAGGGCAGCGAGGAUGAUGGUGAUGGUUCUGAGCUCCCUGAUGACGUGCAUGCCCCCGCUUUUCCUAUUCGGGCUAUGUCGAGCGCUGGUCCGUUUGAUUUCGUGAGAGGGCGGAUGCCUCCAGGUACCAGAGAAGAAGACAAUGCCAUCAAUCAGUUUCCGCACCAGCCGUGCACGGCUGAUACAGCGAUGGCUUCAUUCGGUUCUCUUGCAAGCGGUUUUGAAGGCAAGCUUGAUACCUUGACCCUGCACAUUUGCAAGCCUUUGCGUCUCCCGAAGUUUGCUUAG